AUGACUGUUGUAGCAGGAGAUAACAUGGAUGAGACUUCGGCGGUUCCAGGCCACCCACAGGACACCUACCCCCCAGACCAUGAUGACCAUGAAUGCUGCGAGAGGGUGGUCAUCAACAUAGCUGGUCUGCGGUUUGAGACGCAGCUAAAAACUCUUUCCCAGUUUCCAGAGACUUUGCUUGGCAACCCCAAAAAGAGGAUGCGCUACUUUGACCCUCUGAGAAACGAAUACUUCUUUGACAGAAACCGCCCCAGCUUCGAUGCCAUCCUCUAUUACUACCAAUCUGGGGGCAGGCUGAGAAGACCGGUGAAUGUCCCUUUGGAUAUGUUCUCUGAAGAAAUUAAGUUUUAUGAGCUGGGAGUUGAGGCGAUGGAGAAGUUCCGUGAGGAUGAGGGCUUCAUCAGGGAGGAAGAGCGCCCGUUACCUGAGAGAGAAUUCCAGCGUCAGAUUUGGCUCCUCUUUGAGCACCCAGAAAGCUCAGGCCCAGCAAGAGGUAUUGCCAUAGUAUCUGUGAUGGUAAUUCUAAUUUCAAUAGUCAUAUUUUGUUUAGAGACUUUACCAGAACUGAAAGAGGACCCAGUGGGCCGGAUGGAGACCGUGGGGAAUUCUACUUUUUAUUACAAGCCAAAUAUCCUCACAGACCCCUUCUUCAUCAUCGAGACCCUCUGCAUAAUCUGGUUCUCCUUUGAGUUGAUAGUGCGUUUCUUAGCGUGUCCAAGCAAACCGGCCUUCUUCAAGAACAUGAUGAACACUAUCGACAUAGUGGCCAUCAUUCCCUACUUCAUUACACUUGGCACCGAGCUGGCUGAAGAUCCAGACAAUGAGGGGGUGGGGGAGCAGGCAACAUCUCUGGCCAUACUCAGGGUGAUCCGUCUGGUCAGGGUGUUCAGGAUCUUCAAGCUGUCACGACACUCCAAAGGAUUGCAGAUUUUGGGGCAGACCCUCAAGGCCAGUAUGCGAGAGCUUGGAUUGCUGAUCUUCUUUCUGUUCAUCGGAGUCAUCUUGUUCUCCAGCGCUGUGUACUUUGCUGAGGCUGAGGAGCAAGGAUCCUACUUUGGCAGCAUCCCAGAUGCCUUUUGGUGGGCAGUUGUGUCUAUGACAACUGUGGGCUAUGGGGACAUGGUCCCAGUCACUAUAGGAGGCAAGAUUGUAGGUUCUCUGUGUGCCAUUGCCGGAGUGUUGACAAUUGCACUCCCAGUGCCUGUCAUUGUGUCCAACUUCAACUACUUCUACCACAGGGAGACUGAGGGAGAGGAGCAGGCCCAGCUGCUCAAUGUCAGCAAUGCUGUUGUUGAUGAUGUUAAAGAUGAUGACAAGCCGGAUGAUCAAGGUUCAAACUACAGUAUGAGAGAAUGUGGCAGAGAAAAUUGUUAUCCGUGACUGUCAUGCACAACCUAGUUUUCAUGCUGUCACACUUUUACUUAUGCCCUUAAGCAACAAUGUACUAUACUUUGCAAUUCACCAGUCCAAAUCAUAAGGGAAUAUUCACUGUAACAGAAAAAUCUUGCUUUCGUUUUGUUUCUUCUCAUUGUGUAACAUGCAUCCCUUCAGGGUCUGUACCUCAGUUAGGUCAUUGCAAACUUGCUGCAGAGCUGCAAGCUUCAGUGCAGGGCUUUCUUUAUCAUCGUGCAAAAUGAAACCUUAGGCAUAAACUGCAGUCAUGCAAUACCGAACAUGAGAGUAGUCCUAAAGCAUAGCCUUUACAUAAGCACUUAGGGCAAAUAGUGUACCACAAACCCCACUACUAAACCUUUUUCCCUCAAAGCUACGCACAAUCAAAACAUGCAUUUGUAGAGCAUAAUUUAUAGAGAU
This is a messenger RNA of Myripristis murdjan (pinecone soldierfish), 1812 nucleotides long. It is a transcript of the gene kcna1a, whose product is annotated as potassium voltage-gated channel, shaker-related subfamily, member 1a. Gene Ontology annotation, cellular component: dendrite; voltage-gated potassium channel complex; juxtaparanode region of axon. Gene Ontology annotation, molecular function: delayed rectifier potassium channel activity; protein binding. Bases 1 to 1380 code for a protein of 459 amino acids. The transcript is spliced from 2 exons. Gene Ontology annotation, biological process: action potential; protein homooligomerization; potassium ion transmembrane transport. NCBI's taxonomy places the organism in Eukaryota, Metazoa, Chordata, Actinopteri, Holocentriformes, Holocentridae. The record is from RefSeq and is a predicted model, not a curated record.